GUGGCGUUAUGGCUUAAAAAGGCCGCGUUCGUGCGCGCCGUUUAUCCUGUUUUUCUAUCCGUGAAGCGCAGAGCUCGACACUAUGGCAAGAACCAAGCAGACCGCCCGUAAGUCCACCGGUGGCAAAGCGCCAAGGAAGCAGCUCGCUACUAAGGCUGCUCGCAAGAGUGCGCCGGCUACCGGCGGCGUGAAGAAGCCUCACCGUUACAGGCCCGGCACCGUGGCUCUGAGGGAGAUCCGUCGUUAUCAGAAGUCUACUGAGCUGCUCAUCCGCAAGCUGCCCUUCCAGCGCCUGGUGAGAGAAAUCGCUCAGGACUUCAAGACCGACUUGCGUUUCCAGAGCUCGGCCGUCAUGGCCCUGCAGGAGGCGAGCGAGGCAUACCUGGUCGGUCUGUUCGAGGACACCAACCUGUGCGCUAUCCACGCCAAGAGAGUGACCAUCAUGCCCAAGGAUAUUCAGCUGGCCCGCCGUAUUCGCGGAGAACGCGCUUAAACCACAACUCCGUCUAAUAUACACAAAGGCUCUUUUAAGAGCCACUUCCUCGUCUCACAAAACAGCAAAUUUUCUUUCUUGGGCAGUUUAAGUAUUAGAACGUGGUACAGAGAGAGAGAAGGAAC
Molecule: messenger RNA, 618 nt
Organism: Ictalurus punctatus (channel catfish)
Lineage: Eukaryota; Metazoa; Chordata; Actinopteri; Siluriformes; Ictaluridae
Product: histone H3
Exons: 1
Coding region: 83-493 (136 amino acids)
Cellular component (GO): nucleosome
Molecular function (GO): DNA binding; structural constituent of chromatin; protein heterodimerization activity
Source: RefSeq, a predicted model, not a curated record